AUGGUAUCUUUAUGGGUUUACAAUGAUCAAGGUGAUAAUCGUGAAAAGGCAACUAGAUUAAGCAUCAUGAUUGAUGCUGGCAUUGUACUCGAGCGGUCUCAAUCCUCUUCGGGAUUGUUCGGCUGUAACUUCGCGUACUGCCACAGUUGGCCAGAAAUUCUGUACGUAUCUCGAGUUUGGCUGAGGCUGCUAGCUGGCAGUCAAGAAGCAAAAAUGGCAGCAGAUGGUGAUGAUGUGAUAUCUGAUGUAGAAAAGGUGCGGAUAGUAUCAGAUUUUAUACUACAUUCCCCUCCUGGAGAAUUUAAUGAAGUUUUCAAUGAUGUCAGAAUUCUACUAAACAAUGAUAGUUUAUUAAAGGAAGGUGCUUCUGGAGCCUUUGCGCAUUACAACAAGGAUCAAUUAACUCCAGUAAAAAUAGAAGGAUCUGACCAUCAGGUACUGAUAACUGAACACAAUGACCUUGGAAAUGGACGAUUUGCUGAUCCUAGAUCAAGACAGAGUUUUCGAUAUGAUCACUUGAGGAAAGAGGCAUCAGAGUAUCAGCCAUGGGAACCUGAUCAAGUUGCUGAGUCAUGGAGAUCUACUUUGGAGUCAGAAUUUACGGUCUACACUUCCAGCCAUUAUAAACAUGGAAUAUGUAGUGUGUUUGGCAAAAGUGAUGGUGAUGAAAUUACCUUAACUGCUUGUAUAGAAGAUCAUCAGUUUCAACCUAAGAAUUACUGGAAUGGUCGUUGGCGUUCUCAGUGGGUCAUCACUUUUACCUCAGGUACUGCUGAAUUGCGAGGAUUAUUGAAAGUUCAAGUUCAUUAUUAUGAAGAUGGCAAUGUUCAGCUUGUUAGCUCUAAAGAUGUUAAAGAGGUGCUUAAUAUAAGUACUGAACAGCAAACAGCUAAAGAGUUCCUGAGGAUAGUUGAAGAAUCAGAAAAUGAAUAUCAGACAGCCAUUUCAGAGAACUACCAGACUAUGUCAGAUACAACAUUUAAAGCGCUACGGAGGCAGUUGCCUGUUACUAGAACAAAGAUUGAUUGGAAUAAAAUAGUGUCGUACAGUAUUGGAAAGGAGUUGAAAAGCCAAUGAUGACAUUCUUGUUGUUUUUAGUUUGAGUCAUUUAUACAAUGGAAUUGAUCAUUGGAGGGGUUUAGAGUCUUCUUUCCUUUAUCCACUUAAGUUUCACUGCCAUUAAUGAUUUAAUAAAAAAUUAUAUUUUAAAUUUAAUAACCCAGAUGCUUCCAUAUUGUAGUAUACUACAUAUCUUAUGUGUGAUAAUACUUCUGGCUGUUGGUUUUUGAAGCAUAUUUUUGUGUUAAAAGUACAAUAGAGAAUUUUAAAAAUUAUAUUACUGACACUAUGUUCAGCUAAUGUGAUUUUAGCAAAUAGUUUGGCAGCAAGUGAUGUUUUAAAUAACUGUGUUCAACAUCUGUACAAACUAUACCAGUGAAAGUAUAAUGAACUGUACAAUUUCAAUGAAGUGUGUUAGAGACAAUAAGCAUCUAAAGCUUAGGUCUAUUGAAACACAUGGAGUUCCUUUUAUAUUAGGUAAAAUUGUACAGUUGGAAUCAUGUUGACUAGAAAAAAAUUUUAUGUGAAGAAUAGCAGAGAUUUUUCCAUUGCAGAGUGGUUUCGUUACUUCUAUUGCUGAAUUCAUGUGAAAAGCAGAUAUAUAUUAAAAUGUUGAAAAUUGCUCAUUUCUUAAUGAAUUCCUCGCUGCUGUGUUUUCAGACAGAUUGCGACUGGUUGCAUAUGUUGAGUGCUUAUACUUGAAGUGUGUUUAUCAAUUUGAACAACAAACCACAUAAAGAACAUGAUGUUUCUAAGAGUAUGUUCUGGGUGGAAGAAACUGAAUGCAAUCUGUUGUGCCAUGUGCAAGUGUGUGAGAUAACAAAGGCUUCCUUAGUUUUUAAUUAAAAAAAAUGCAAUUGAUGGGGUUAAGACUGUUGUCUGGUUGUUAGUAGUGCCUCAUUUGGAAGACUUUAGUGACGGUUCUGGUCGUAUCUGGUAGUUGUAUCUUUCUAAUUUUAAUCUGACUUUGCACCAUGAUCGCCUUGAUAAUUCUGGGCAUCUUUGUAUUUCUUUUUAAAUUCUUUAUCCAGUGUCACAUAGUUACCCUGAUUGGCAUAAUGCAUAAGAUUCCUCAUUUUAAACUUUUGAGUAAGAAUUCUUAAUAAAUCUUUCUUGUAAUAUGUCUGUUGGAUUAUAGGUUCUCUUGUGUGUUUUUUGUGUGUGUUUUGUGCUGUUAUGAUCCAGAACAUCCUGUGUGGUCAUGCGUGCCUUUCAUCUGGUCUGCAAAUUUACCAAUUAGAGUUGAUCUUUAUAAAUGUAGUUGAGAAAUAAAUCAUGAAUAUGCAAAUUCAUGUCAUCUGAUAACUUCUGACUUGAAAGAAAUUGAUAUAUUUAUCAGUCAUGUUAACUUUGGCAUUAGUGCUAUUGUAGAAAACACCUCCAGGAGUGGAUGCAGAAAUGGGGUUUAGGUAGUUCUACUCCAAAAUGGAACGAACAAGAAAGAAGAAAAUAUGGUUAUCCUGGAAAGCUCAGCUUUAAAGCAAUUGUUGGUCAUUUUUUAACAUAAAAAUGUGACAUAAUGUAAAUAAUGGCUUAUGAUGCAGUAGAAGACUAUUUAAGCUGGUUUGGAAUAGCAUUUAGUUCUACAUUGGUUCCUGUGGUAUAAGAUCAUCCCAUUUCAACUGUACCAUCCCUUUGUAUGGAAAAAUCUACAUAUGUAAUUGUGGAUACUUAAAGGAUAAAGUCAUCUGUGUAAAAGUUUAUUUAUUAUGUUGUAGGUAAAAGGGGAGCAAAUUCAUAAUAGAGCACGCUCAAGCUAUAAUUCCAUGGUUAUUCUCUACACGUGUAUAAAAGCAAUAUCAUUUAAAUUGAUCCAUAAAUUGUUAUUGUAUAUUUAAGCCUGAUUAUCUGAGUUUUCCUACAAUAAAUGCAUGCCUAAUGUUUUUGUUUCAUAUUGAACUGUUUUAUUAAAAAUGGUUUAAUUUAUUAAGACAAUGCCCCCUUCAAUCAGGUGAGAACAAUAUUAUAUUCCAAUAAUGUAGUAUGGUUGGAAGCAAAAAUAUGUCAUUUAAAUAGUUAAUGUGGAGUCUUAUCUUCUUGAAACUAAAAGGAUGAACAAUGAAAACGGUGUAGGUUAGUAAAGUGUAGUUUUGUGGGUUGUCAGGGUUCUUCUUUGCUUUGUCUAAUAAUAUAAAGAUUAUAAAAUUUAAUAGUAAAGAUUUUGUAGCAUGACCAGAUUUUCAGACCAGACAAUUUUUUGACCCCUGGGCCAUGUGAUCAAAAACAGCAGUGUAUAAAACAAAGUGAAUUAAUGUGGAAAAUAGUAUAGUGGUGUAAUUGUGAUUUUUAACUUGCUAAAGUGCAGUUUAGUUCUCUUGCAGACUCUGAACCUCCUCAUGGUGUGGUGGCUGAGGAAUGUUUGUAAAUAAAUCAUCUUCAAAUAAUGAGCUGUUAAUGAUUGUUGAGAUAGUUUUUAGAUACAUAAUUUGAUCACAAUCAAAUAAACAAUUUUUUACAUAUUUUGGUAGAGGAGGAUGUUAUUCAAGUGGUGGAUAUUACUUUUUUUAAAUUUCUUAAGUAUUCCCUUGUGCUUGUACAAGAUACUUUCCUCCUCAGAUAUGUCGUGUGUCCAAAAGUGAAGCUGACUGUUUGUGUGCAAGGUGAAUAAAAGGUACUUCUCAUAAGCUGAAUUAUGUUCAGCAUAACCCUUAUAUAUAAUAUUUGUUAAUUUUUUUGGCAUUCUGGACCUUCUAACUGCCUUAAAAUACAGAAUACAAUUACAUUGCAGAUGAGUGCAUAAUUAUUAUAAUGUUGAAUAGUUUCUGUUUAUCUGAAGUUGAAUAGCUUGUUUUGAAAUAAAAUUUAGAUAAAUUACUAGUUA
Gryllus bimaculatus (two-spotted cricket) is the source of this 3880-nucleotide messenger RNA. Lineage: Eukaryota; Metazoa; Arthropoda; Insecta; Orthoptera; Gryllidae. The record is from the annotation of a GenBank genome assembly.